This is a messenger RNA of Eptesicus fuscus (big brown bat), 1636 nucleotides long. RefSeq names its product zinc finger protein 892 (gene ZNF892). Bases 194 to 1138 code for a protein of 314 amino acids. The transcript has a single exon. The record is from RefSeq and is a predicted model, not a curated record. Gene Ontology annotation, molecular function: RNA polymerase II cis-regulatory region sequence-specific DNA binding; DNA-binding transcription factor activity, RNA polymerase II-specific. Gene Ontology annotation, biological process: regulation of transcription by RNA polymerase II. Lineage: Eukaryota; Metazoa; Chordata; Mammalia; Chiroptera; Vespertilionidae.
GAGUCAACAGGAAAACCACAAGAAACAUUUAAUACAAGAAGUUGUCACUCAGAAGAAACCUGGGGAGAGAAGUUACCAGUGUGAUGAAUUUGGAAGAAAUUUUGGCCGGAGGUCAUUACUUGUUCAACAGCAAGGAGAAAGACUACGUAACUGUGAUUCAUUGAAAAAGAACCUAAAACAAAAUUCAGAUCUAAUGAGGCAUAAGAGAAUUUGUGCAGGGAAAAAACCCUGGAAGUGUAAUGAGUGUGAGAAAGCCUUUAGUUACUACUCAGCUUUUGUUUUGCAUCAGAGAAUUCACACAGGAGAAAAGCCCUAUGAGUGUAAUGAGUGUGGCAAAGCCUUUAGCCAGAGCAUACACCUUACUCUCCACCAGAGGAUUCAUACCGGAGAAAAGCCCUACAAAUGUCACGAAUGUGGGAAAGCCUUUAGUCAUCGCUCAGCCCUUAUUCGGCAUCACAUAAUUCACACUGGAGAGAAACCCUAUGAAUGCAAUGAAUGUGGGAAGGCCUUUAAUCAGAGCUCAUAUCUCACUCAACAUCAGCGAAUUCACACCGGAGAGAAACCUUAUGAGUGUAAUGAAUGUGGGAAGGCCUUCAGCCAAAGCACAUUUCUUACCCAGCAUCAGGUCAUUCACACUGGAGAGAAACCCUAUAAGUGUAACGAAUGUGGGAAAGCUUUUAGUGAUCGUUCAGGCCUCAUCCAGCACCAGAGAACUCAUACUGGGGAAAGGCCUUAUGAGUGUAAUGAAUGUGGGAAAGCCUUUGGCUACUGUUCAGCCCUGACUCAACAUCAGAGAACUCACACAGGGGAGAAACCCUAUAAAUGCAAUGAUUGUGCCAAAGCCUUCAGUGACCGCUCAGCCCUCAUCCGUCAUCAAAGAACACACACUGGAGAGAAACCUUACAAGUGUAACGAUUGUGGGAAAGCCUUCAGCCAGAGCUCAUCUCUCACAAAGCACCAGAAAACUCACACUGGAGAAAAACCUUAUAUGUGUAAGGAAUGUGGAAAAGCCUUCAGCCAGAGUUCAUCCCUUUCUCAACAUCAGAAAACUCAUGCUGGAGGGAAAACCAAAGAAUAUGGAAAAGUCUUUAGUGAGCAUUCAGCCUUUGUCCAGCAAAAUAGAAUUCAUAAUGGUUAAAGACUGUAAAAUUUUUUCCUGGGUGUGACUAAUCAUUCUUGAGGGGGAAAUUGUUGAUUGAGAUAACUACUUAGAUGAUUACUCACACCCAGGGAAAAAUGAGACUUGUGAGUUAGCCAGUCACAAAGUUCCCAUGAGGGCAGCUUCCCCUGAAUCCACAGAACACUGGCCUGGCAGUUCACUUUUGCACUUUGUGUCUUUUAGACCUUGCUUAUUUAGACAUCUACUGAAAAUCAUGUUAAUUACCAGGGUCAGACCUGUAGCCUAGAAAGGGGGAGUACAGAAGGGCCUUUGAUGUUUUCUGUCUGUUUCAAGCUGAGUUACUUGACAAUGUACUUAUUUAUGAAGAUUUACCUUCAUUGUAUGUAGUUUGUACUUUAGACUUUUUCAUACCAUAGUAAAAUUUAGUUGUAGGCCUGAACUGACACUGAAUAUUAGGUUGUGAAAAUUUGAAAAGACUUUGAAAUACUUGCCUUUCACCAUUUGAUUCUUGGGUAG